Messenger RNA from Cyclocybe aegerita, 1635 nucleotides. The record is from the annotation of a GenBank genome assembly. NCBI's taxonomy places the organism in Eukaryota, Fungi, Basidiomycota, Agaricomycetes, Agaricales, Hemipholiotaceae.
AUGAUACCCUGGGCUAUUCUUCUUUGCACCAUUCCACUCGCUGUAACGGCGGGCCCGGCCAAACCUCUUGGCGUUGCACCUGAACUCGCAUCUAAAUACGUUCCUUCGAAGGCUGGCACUUGGAAAUGUUUGGACGGGUCGAAAGAAAUACCUUGGAAUUUUGUAAACGAUGAUUCUUGCGAUUGUCCAGACGAGAGCGAUGAGCCAGGUACAAGUGCUUGCCCGAAUAGCAAGUUCUAUUGCAACAAUGAGGGUCACACCGGCACUUACAUCCCAAGUUCAAGAGUGAACGAUGGCUUAUGCGAGCCCCAGUGCUGCGAUGGAUCCGACGAACCAGCUGGCCUUUGUCCAAAUCAGUGCAAGGAAGUUGGAGAGGCAUACAGGAAGAAAUACGACGCCGAGAUGAAACUCAGGAAGACGGGUUCAAAAAUCCGUGCAACGUACAUCGUAUUUGCCCACAAGGAGAAGAAGCGUCUUGAAGCUGAGGUCGUAUCCCUUGAGAAGGAGAUUGAGGAGAAGGAGAAGGAGGUUGAACGUCUGCAAGACGUUGCCGACCGUGCAGAAUCCAUCUCACAAGCAGCCCUCGACCACAGGAAGGAGUCACCUCUAUACAAGUCGCUCAUCAAGCACCACAAUGCCCUUAAAUCCCUCCAACGCGAAUACAAGAAGAAGCAAGAGCGCGAGAAAGCCCUUGGCCAGAUCCUUUCCACCCUCCGAACGAGCUACAACCCCAACUACCAGGACAUGGGCGUCCUCGAAGCCGUUCGUGGGUGGGAAGAGCUCGCAGGGCUGCCGCACAUCAACGACGUCGACAAGGGCGACAAGGAGGGCGAAGGCCAGACCGAGGAGGCGAAGGAAGAGGCGAAGGAAGAAGAGAAGCUCGAGGAGGGCAUGCUGACUGCUGAGGAGCUUGAGUCCUCCGUGGAUCCGCUGUUGAACACCGAUUACGUUUCGUUACUUUUGGAGCAUGACGAACACGUCCAAACGCCUAUCGAGGACUCUCUUCUUUUCGAUUUGCAAGGCUACCUUCCAGACUCCGCUAUUCCCGUCUACGAAGAUAUCAAAGACACACUUGUCUCAUGGUUACAGAAGCUUGGUAUCAUUCGCAGUGAUGAUUCAGCAGCAGCCGCCGACUCAACUCGUGCCCGACAGGCAUUCCACGACGCCGAGCGUGCUCUCGGUCAGCUCAAGUCUGACAAGAGCAACAAGGAGAAGGACGCCAACGAGAUCUUCAGUAUUGAAGGAUUCGGCGCGGAGGGCGAGUGGAAGAAGCUUGACGGGACGUGCAUUGAGAAGGAUGAGGGAGAGUACAUCUACGAAGUCUGCUUCUUCCAGGAAGUCAAGCAGAAGCCCAAGAAUGGUGGAAGUACCUUCAGCCUUGGUAAAUUUGACUCAUGGAAUCCCUCGGUCGAGGUCGGCACACCAGGCUUCUACGAGAAGCAAGUAUACAACCGCGGUACGAGAUGUUGGAACGGUCCUGAGCGGAAUACAAAGCUCGUUCUUUCAUGUGGCCUCGACAACGCUAUCCAAACCGUCCUGGAGCUGGAGAAGUGUGAAUACCAGAUCACUGCCACGUCGCCCGCGCUGUGCCUGCCUGUGAACGAGAAAACGAAGGGCUCUAGGGACGAACUGUAA